Rhododendron vialii is the source of this 1198-nucleotide messenger RNA. RefSeq names its product F-box protein CPR1-like. NCBI's taxonomy places the organism in Eukaryota, Viridiplantae, Streptophyta, Magnoliopsida, Ericales, Ericaceae. Bases 101 to 1198 code for a protein of 365 amino acids. Gene Ontology annotation, molecular function: protein binding. The record is from RefSeq and is a predicted model, not a curated record. The transcript has a single exon.
AAAUCUAGGGCUUUUUAUAGUCUCUUGACCUAAUUCCUAAAACCUAGUAUCGUCCCCACACCAUUGCCCUAUAGAUUGCAAUUUCCUUACUGUGAUAACAAUGGCAGACCACAUGCCCAAUGAUUUGUUAACUGAAAUUCUGGCAAGACUACCAGUGGUUUCUCUGCUUCGAUUCAAAUCUGUGUGCAAACCAUGGUAUUCUCUCAUCACAAGCCCUAGUUUCGUCACCAAACACCUCAACCAAUCCAUUACUAACACCGAAAGCAACGGCGACAAGCUUCUCCUUAGGCUUUACGAUGAUAAGAAAGAGCGAUAUCUAUUACUCAAUGAUGAUGACGAAUUCGGUGACGAGUAUUCAGAACUGGAGUUACCAUUUGAACUCCCGUUUGGGUGUUAUAGGGUAGUGGGUAGCUACAAUGGGUUGUUAUGUCUAUCUGAUGAUUACUACUCAAGUGGUCAGCCACAGAUUAUUAUAUGGAACCCGUCGACUAGAAACUCAGUAAUAAUUCUUCCUACGGCCCCUAAGCCACAAUGCCCGUAUGUAUCUGUUUAUGGAUUUGGUGCCCACCCGACAACUCAGGAGUAUAAGGUGAUUAGGCUCGAGUAUAAGCUUCAAUCUCUCUUUAAACUUCCUCCGAAAGUUGAAAUUUACACGCAAGGAACAAGAUCGUGGAGAGGCAUCAGUUCUGCUCCUCCUCAUUGUUUUCUCACUUCUAGGUGGUCUCAGGCGUUUUUGAAUGGCGUCGUGCAUUGGGUUUAUGAAUCAUUCUGUGAGUGUGUUCCUCCUAACUUGAUUAUGUCAUUCGAUAUGGCUUCUGAAUCAUUCUCAGUGCUUAUGCUACCAACUACACUAGCCGAGGAACCUUGGACACCCAUCUUAUAUUCUGUUAAGUUAUUCGGGGAAUCGCUGGCUCUGUUUUGCGAUGGACAAAGCUAUGACAAUACCUGCUGCAUUUGGGUGAUGAAAGAAUAUGGAGUUGCAGAAUCUUGGACUAAGUUAUUCACUUUUAAAAUAUUAGGAAUGCCACACAAGAUAUUCGGGUUCAGGAAAAAUGGUGAAGUUUUGCAAGCAUCGAAAACAUCUCUGGCUUCUUAUGCCCCUGCAACCGAAACACUGCGAGAUACAGGAAUUAUGAUUAGUUUAAGUGCACUAGUUUCCUUUGAUUCUUUCAGGGAAACCCUUGUUUUAGUGGAAUAA